Molecule: messenger RNA, 4838 nt
Organism: Asterias rubens (European starfish)
Lineage: Eukaryota; Metazoa; Echinodermata; Asteroidea; Forcipulatida; Asteriidae
Product: rap1 GTPase-activating protein 1-like
Exons: 20
Coding region: 1711-4134 (807 amino acids)
Biological process (GO): activation of GTPase activity; regulation of small GTPase mediated signal transduction
Cellular component (GO): cytoplasm
Molecular function (GO): protein binding; GTPase activator activity
Source: RefSeq, a predicted model, not a curated record
GUCUGAGUGCUCGGACGACGAGGUAUCACCAACAAGCUCUGCAUGUAGGCUAUACAUCUCACCAGUCACUUUGAUGCGGUGUCCUCUGUAGUUGGGCGUGUUAUUUGUGAAACAUCCCUUAAUGAGCACAGACUACCAGGGUACUUUUUUUGUGACAGCUGUGGACGACGCCAAUGAUAAACUCUCAUACUUCUUGCUUGUUGUCAUGUCAGAUGCAUUUGCGGUGUAAUUUGAUCCUAGUGGUGUUUUAAUGUGCAAAAAGGAAGCUAACUACACACCUGGUACUUCGAACACACUCAUCAGAAGAAUGUUCUCUUUUAUAAGUCAGACUGGAUUUCUGAUAUUUUUUUUCUUCUCUUUUCGUCGUCGCCAAAUGAUCUGCCCAGCUGUAGCCUGAUGCAUAGGGAGGCGUCGGUUUAAUCAGAAACCAUCUCAAAAAUUGGCUGAUAGAGUGCACAGAUUGUCGAACACAUAGAGCUAGAGGCAUCAUAAUUUGUUAUUACCAUAACAACUCCCAUACAAUUGGGGCCUGGAUAAAAACACACCAUAAAGUAAGCCGUGUCUCAGUUCGUCCCCGAGCAUUCGAUGUGGACGCAACCUUUGUGUCAUGGGCGACAAAAUUGGGAUAUUGGACGUAAAAUGUGCUGAUAAAUAAAGCUGAGCUAGAAGCAUUUAUUUGUUCUGCUUUUUACUCCAGAGACUCUUUUUCGUGUCUGAUUUUACACUUUAAAAAGCGGGAAAGGAGAAGAAAGGAAAAAAAGGCGACAACGGUGCUGUUCUUGUUGAAGUGCUCGCUUAAUGGAAAACUUCUGAAGGUGUUUUGUUCAUAGUGAGUGCAGUGAUAUAUUUCCAGGAACGCUGACGCAUGGGAUGUUUCAGUUGGCAUAGAGAUGGUUGGGGAGUGAUGCUGAACUGAUAUGCAUCCCUAAAACGGUGACAUCUUAGUCGUUGCUUUUCUUCUAUGAUAUGAAAAUGGCCGCCACACUUGGAUUGACAAACAUUAUUUGAUUGACUAAAUCCUACACCCUGUGUGCUGAUUAUUAAAAACCUGAAAUUAAUCUGGCUUCGGAGUUAUUGGGUGGUGCAUUCGCCGAAAUUUGCAUUUCCUUGUUUUCUGUAGCGUAUUUAAUCACUGCUAAGCUGACGGCUUAUAUUUGUUCUGGGACAGACGGAGCUGUUGUUGCCAUUAAUAGACUGUGGAUUUGAAUGUAGACAUCGCUAUACAUCCUUGUCAACAUUAGCUGAGUAACCGUUCAUCAACGCAGACCCACAGCUUAUGUGACUGACUGGAUCCCAGUACUGGAGUAAUCGUCUUUCAUCGAGAACAAGAACAUCAGAAGUUGUAAUUUGAUGUGCAUCAACAUUUGCUUGGUUUCCCCAUAGCACUGCCUACUCAUCUUGCCUUUGGCAAGACAGGGUUCCAGCUGUGGUUGAAGCCUGUGGUUUCUUAUAACGCUGUCUCUUCGCCGAGAAAGGCUCGGUGAGAAAAACAGUCCAGGGCUGAGGAAUUGAUAGUGACACUGAGCUUACAUUGUCACUGUGCUCCUUCAUCGGAAAGAUCCGAUUCAUUACAAACAUCUGUCCGGACUUAUUUCCCUGCUAAAUAUUAAGACGUUAAAGAUCCCAGGGAACUCUAUAGAACACUGGAAGAAAAUUCUAUACUGCUGUAGAAAAAAAGUACUUUUAAAAUUUUUCAAAAACUGUGUGACAAUGGACGGCUUUUCACCACUGAAGAAGUUCAGUCGUCGUUCUUGGCGAAGGGGUUCUGUUGCAAACUCCCCUCUACUUGAGCUGAGGAGGGAUGCCAGCUAUCAGGUGACAGCCAUCGGCCCCCCGCGACCCAGAAAGAGGGCCCUCAGUCUGCCGGAUGCCUUCAGCCCAUGGAGGAGGCGGGAGAUGGACGGACAGUUAUUCUGUGAGGAACAUGCUCCGAAAGACAAAGAGAAGGCGGUCAAUGGAGAGAGCGCCCAGGACCUUGACUUCUUUGAGCUUUUGCAGAAAAUACAGAGUGAUCGAUUAGAUGAGCAAAGAUGUUCCCUUCCCUUGGUACUACAGAGCGCUGGUUCGUCCCCGGCUGCCAUUAAAGAAAGACUCAAGACCAAAAACUCAAACACCUACAGGAUAAAAGAGCUUUUAAAGAAAAAUGGUCCCCAUCCCAACAUCAUCCAGCCCCACAACGGCGGUUUCUGGAUUGAUGGUUUGGACAUUGACCCAUCAGGCGCUAACGACAUUGUACCCGACCACUGCCCAUUUACGUCAGAUCGACUGGUACUCGAGUAUGAUGAUACCAAUGAAAUGUACAGGAGACAUUUCUAUGGGAAGGAGCAUUUUAACUACAUAGCCCAGGAUGAGUCCAUGGGUCCAAUAGUACUGUCUGUCAGGCAGGAGACCAGCAGUGGAGAAGAACAAAUCAGAAUACUACUCAGACAUCGGAGUGGUACCAUCCAUGAUCUCCUUCCGUUGACCACAUUUGGAAACUCACUUGUGCCAUCCAAACUAGCCAAAGUACUUUGUGAAACUAUCACAACAGAAAGAUUCCAGCCUGUACUCUUUCCAAAGGCUUCGGAGCUCAUAGUAACCUAUGAUGAACACACGUGCGUCAAGAACUUUAAGUUUGGUGUGAUCUACGAGAGGUAUGGACAGACGACGGAAGAGGAACUCUUUGGAAAUGUCAACAGCAGCGCCGCCUUUGAUGAAUUCCUUGAACUCCUCGGCGAGAAAACAGAACUGAAAGAUUUUUCAGGGUUUCGAGGAGGUCUCGACGUCCAGCACGGACAGACAGGUGCACAUUCCAUCGUUGCCCAGCACCUUGAUAGAGACAUCAUGUUCCAUGUGUCUACGUUAUUACCACACACAGAAGGAGACAAACAACAGUUGCAGAGGAAGAGGCACAUAGGCAACGACAUCGUCGCUAUUGUAUUCCAAGAAGAGAAUACGCCGUUUGUUCCUGACAUGAUCGCGUCUAACUUCCUUCAUUCCUUUAUUGUGGUGCAGGCCAUCGAGCCCAAUACAGAAAACACCAGAUACAAGGUUGCUGUAACAGCUAGAGAUGACGUUCCUUUCUACGGCCCAGCCUUGCCGAGUCCUUCAGUGUUUAAGAAGGGACCAGAGCUGAAGGAAUUCCUGCUCACUAAGCUUCUUAACGGAGAGAAUGCUUGCUACAAAGCAGACAAAUUCAGCAGCAUACAGGAGAGAACAAGGGCGGCUCUACUAGACUCCCUCUACGCUGAACUCAACACCAAAAACGAGGAGAUAUUCUGCUCAGUGACGUGUAUAGACGCCUCAACAAGUCCAAGCAUAUUGGGCAAGGCAGACGUCAGCGCCGGGGGCCUGUGGCCAUCGUUCAAGAAGGCCUUCAGAGGAAGGAGUCAGUCUGUAGACACCAGCACCAGCCCAAGUCAUAAUAAGAUGAAUGGAAAUAUGAUGUUUGCGCCUGAGAUACCGGAAGAAGGCGAGGCUACAAGUCCACUGCAAUCCAAGGGUAGUCGGAACCUAAGACUAAGCACAAGAAGUACAAGCAGUAACCAAAGCUAUGGCAGUACUGGAGACAAGAAAGAACCAAAGAGAAAAAGAGACAGCAUGAUGAGUCGGUCAUCACAUUCCUCAGAAAGUAUCAAUGGCAGCCAGGAAUCGCACAAAUCGUCCUCCAACUCUCUCAAUAGCUCUCCUGAUGUUGCACACUCGAGGACAACAAGAAUCUACACAUGUCGAGUAUCACCGAGCAAUUCCUUGGACAGCUUCAACAGUGACGAGGAGCCGCAUGAACAUGAAGACUCGGAUACAGGCAUGGUGAGACACCUUGGAAGUAUGUCAUCAGGUUGUAUACCAAGCAGUAAAGCCAGUCCACUCAACCCUUGUCUAUGUCCUGAAGGAAAGUGUACCACAGCCUUGGAAAUAGAAAAUACCUUGUCCCAGCAGUUAGAGUUCAUGAGAGCUGAGAUUAACAAGUUAAAAUCAGAGAAGCUCGAUCUCAUCAGAACAAACGUGAGCUGGCAACAUGACAUCAAGAAGUUAAAAGAGAAGGAAACCCGCCACAUUGCUGAAUUGUCCAGUGCUCAGAAGGAGAUCAGCAAACUACGAGAAAUCCAAACUAUUCAGAAUACUGGGUACAUUGAGGCACUGUCGAGUGUCUAAAAAGCCCUACACAUACACCCCCUUGGGUUAUAGAACCACUGGGAACACUUCAUGAAAUACUCGCAGACAUUUUACGAGAAGGAGUAACUCUUACCUGACAAUCCGUUCACUUCAAGGAAGGAUCAUAUACUGGCAAAAGGAUCAUAAAGGAUAACGAACUGGCAAAAGACAGCGACUUCACGAAAUGAUUUCACGGACUGCUGCGUCUUUCUGGAAGAACACCCUUUCAAGAUCCACAUGAUGUGCCUGCAAAGGGGUACGUUUAUCAAUCUAAGAAUAGUUAAAACACCUUUAACUAGGUAAGAUUGUCCAAGAUAUGGAGAGAAACACCCUUGACAUCACACUGAGCGAGGAAACUUCUGGAAACACUAGAAACAUUCUACAAUCAGCUCUAACGAUUCUCAUAAGAACCAAGUUGCAGUGGUGCUCUCUACUUCACUCUCUACGUUUUAAAGCUUUGCAAGGUGCAUAGGGUCAAAGAAAUACAAAUAUUUGGAUGGUUAAACGUUGUAAUAUUCUUGCCUCAAAGAGGCGGUGGUUCUGAAAAGUUGAGUGGGUGUAGAAGUAGGUAUCAGGUUUGAAGUCGUUCACUCAGCUUGUGUUAAGCCCCUAUCACACAAGAGCAAGUUUACAAGGGUCCCUUGCUAAAUUGUAGCACGAUUGUAAAUUUUUCGUGAAAGGACAACAAUUUGUUCUACUGUCCA